This is a messenger RNA of Nicotiana tabacum (common tobacco), 636 nucleotides long. RefSeq lists its product as uncharacterized. NCBI's taxonomy places the organism in Eukaryota, Viridiplantae, Streptophyta, Magnoliopsida, Solanales, Solanaceae. The record is from RefSeq and is a predicted model, not a curated record.
AUGGAAACUCGAGAUAUGGUUAUACAACAGGUUGUGGUACAAGGCGACUUACUUGCAAAGUUAGAAACAAUGCAGAACAUGGAUGGUUCCUUCUCUAUUAAAAAGAUGUACCUGCACCUGAUUCCUCGUCACCCCAAAGUCCCCUGGAAAAUCCUUACACUGCAGGGAAACAUCCAUCCACGAGUGAAAUUUAUCCUAUGGUUAGUAGUGCAAAACAGGCUAGCAACAAUGGAUCGACUGCAGAUGAUAGACAUACAAGCUCCUAUGCCUUGUGUUUUCUGUCAUGGUGGCAUUGAAACUCAUGCAAAUCUAUUCUUUGAAUGCCCUGUUACGCGUGCAUUGUGGCUGAGAUUACUGACUUGGCUUGGGCAUAUCAGGAACAGAGGUGAUGCUACACAUGAAUUACAAUGGGUAUGCAGUAUGGCCAAGAGGAAGAGUGGACUGGGAGCUAUCACUAGCUGUGCAUAUGCGAUGGCAGUCUAUGUCAUGUGGAGGGAGAGGAAUCUGUUAAGGUUCCAGAAGAGCUCUUAUGAUGAAGAUAGAGUCAGUAGAGAAAUAGCAGUACAUAUUCACAUUAGAGGACAAAACCUUAGGAAAUGGUGCAAGCCUUUGAGUCUGCUGAGUUCACACCCUUAG